This is a messenger RNA of Delphinapterus leucas (beluga whale), 1466 nucleotides long. It is a transcript of the gene C1QTNF3, whose product is annotated as C1q and TNF related 3. Gene Ontology annotation, molecular function: protein binding. The record is from RefSeq and is a predicted model, not a curated record. NCBI's taxonomy places the organism in Eukaryota, Metazoa, Chordata, Mammalia, Artiodactyla, Monodontidae.
AGCCUUAUUUAUUACAUACCGAAGUAUAAAACCGCCUGGCCGGCUGCAUGUCUCAUCUGCAGCCCUGGCACUUGCCCGAAGAGACCACGGCAGCUGGAGCCCUAGCCGUCUUCUCCGGGAGGCUCUGUGGCUCUGUUGAGAAUCAUGCUCGGAAGGCAGCUCGUCUGUUGGCACCUGCUGGCUUUGCUUUUCCUCCCUUUUUGCCUGUGUCAAGAUGAAUACAUGGAGGUGAGCGGAAGAGCUAAUAAAGUGGUGGCGAGAAUAGUGCAAAGCCAUCAGCAGACUGGCCGUAGCGGCUCCAAGAGGGAGAAAGUGAGAGAGCGGAGCCAUCCUAAAACUGGGACUGUGGAUAAUAACACUUCUACAGACCUAAAACCCCUGAGACCAGAUGAGCUACCGCACCCCGAGGUAGAUGACCUAGCCCAGAUCACCCCAUUCUGGGGCCAGUCUCCACAAACUGGAGGACUGCCCCCAGACUGCAGCAAGUGUUGUCAUGGAGACUACAGCUUUCGAGGCUACCAAGGCCCCCCUGGACCUCCUGGUCUCCCUGGCAUUCCAGGAAACCAUGGAAACAAUGGCAAUAACGGAGCCACUGGCCACGAAGGGGCCAAAGGAGAGAAAGGAGACAAAGGUGAUCUGGGGCCACGAGGGGAGCGUGGGCAGCAUGGCCCCAAAGGAGAGAAGGGCUAUCCGGGGAUCCCACCAGAACUGCAGAUUGCGUUCAUGGCUUCUCUGGCAACUCACUUCAGCAAUCAGAACAGUGGGAUUAUCUUCAGCAGUGUCGAAACCAACAUCGGAAAUUUCUUCGAUGUCAUGACCGGUAGAUUUGGGGCCCCAGUAUCAGGUGUGUAUUUCUUCACCUUCAGCAUGAUGAAGCAUGAGGACGUUGAGGAAGUGUAUGUGUACCUCAUGCACAAUGGCAACACGGUCUUCAGCAUGUACAGUUAUGAAACAAAGGGGAAAUCAGAUACAUCCAGCAACCAUGCAGUGCUGAAACUGGCCAAAGGGGAUGAGGUUUGGCUGAGAAUGGGCAAUGGCGCUCUUCACGGGGACCACCAGCGCUUCUCCACCUUUGCAGGCUUCCUGCUCUUUGAAACUAAGUAAAAGUAUGAAUAGACCAGCUCCACUUUGGGGAAGACUUAUAGCUGAGCUGGUAUUGUCAUGAUGAGGGACUUUAGAUUUGAUGGUUCUACAUGUUGUAUUAAAAAAAUUUUUUAUUGGUUACAUUGCUAAUCAUACUACAGGUACAUCAGUAAUGUGGGAUGACUCAGGAGCUCAGAAGAAACCACAAAACAGUCUUCCCAAGUGACCUUGACUAAUAUACCCAGCAACCUUUAUCACUCUUUCCUAGGCACCUAAAAGAGAGUUCCCUUCUUGAUACAGGUUGGAAAUAAUUGUUCCCAUCAGAGAAGUCAUUUGCAAAGAGUAUUGGCGGCUCUAAUAGCAACAUUCAGGAACCCCUGAGG